Molecule: messenger RNA, 611 nt
Organism: Heteronotia binoei (common prickly gecko)
Lineage: Eukaryota; Metazoa; Chordata; Lepidosauria; Squamata; Gekkonidae
Gene: AVP
Product: arginine vasopressin
Exons: 3
Coding region: 38-598 (186 amino acids)
Cellular component (GO): extracellular region; secretory granule
Molecular function (GO): neurohypophyseal hormone activity
Source: RefSeq, a predicted model, not a curated record
AGGGUAUAAAGAGACAGGUGGUUCGGAGAGGAACCAGAUGCCAAACCCGGGAGGCGCGAAGAGCAGAACAGCCGGGAAGCCCUGCGAACCUCGCGAGCCCACCAAGAUGCUCGAAACGUCGCUCUCCGUGUACCUCCUCUGCUUCCUCGCUUUCUCCUCUGCUUGCUACAUCCAGAAUUGUCCUCGAGGAGGGAAGAGAGCAAUUCCAGACACAGAAAUCAGACAGUGUAUCCCCUGCGGCCCCCGGAACAAAGGGAAUUGCUUUGGCCCCAACAUCUGCUGCGGGGAGGAGCUGGGCUGCUUCUUCGGCACGGCUGAAACCCUGCGCUGCUUGGAAGAAAACUACCUGCCCUCCCCCUGUGAGGCUGGAGGGAGACCCUGUGGAGCAGGCGGGAGAUGCGCAGCGCCUGGAAUCUGCUGCAACGAUGAGAGCUGCACUGCUGACGUGGGUUGCAUGGAGGAUGUCAGCGACCGAAGCCGGGCGCCCUCAGAACAGAACCUGACCAUGCUGGACGGCUCAGCGGGGAACCUCCUUCUCAAGCUGAUGCACUUGGCCAGCGCAAACCGGCAGCAGCUGGGCAAGCCCCAGUUCUACUGAAGCGAGGGGGCCG